AUGGCCUAUCCAAAUACUCCGUUUCCUCUCCUCAACCUCCCUCGCGAACUCCGCGAAAUCAUCUACGAAUACACCUUCACAACAACCACUGUCUCCACCGCCGCCACUUCCAAUAUCAAUUCCCGCAACGCUGGCCUCCUCACAAGCAAACGAACCCGCGCCGAGGGUCUACAGCUCUACUACACCCUCACGACAUUCACUCAACCCUUCCACCCAGUCCACGAGCAAAUUCUCGCCGACCUCCUCCACUUCUUCACAUCCAUCCCCACGGAGCACCGCCGCCUAGUCAAAACCGUCCACGUCAGUCUCUCCAACUCGAAGGGCGCGGCAGGGGGUCCGAAGACUCAUGCGCUGAUGAGGAGGUAUUUUGAUGGUGAGUUGAGGGGGUUUGAGAGGGAGUUGUUUGAGCGGUUGGAGGGGAAGGUUGGGGAGGGGGUUUUGCAGGUGGAGGUGUUUUGCUGGGAUGGUGAGAGGGAGAGGAAUGGGAUGGUUUGGACGGGGAGGCCGGUGGGGGUUGAGUAG
Messenger RNA from Zasmidium cellare ATCC 36951, 522 nucleotides. RefSeq lists its product as uncharacterized. NCBI's taxonomy places the organism in Eukaryota, Fungi, Ascomycota, Dothideomycetes, Mycosphaerellales, Mycosphaerellaceae. The record is from RefSeq and is a predicted model, not a curated record. Bases 1 to 522 code for a protein of 173 amino acids. The transcript has a single exon.